GACAUGUUCAACCUUCUACAAAUGACCUAAUAAUAAACAUGACAUUAAAUAUUGGGAUGAAUAUGCAUACUUAUCUUAGAAUUGAAGUUUUCACAUCAAAAACUUCAAUCCUAUACCUUCGUUAGUUUUGUAAAUUUGAGAUUAUGUCAAAUUGUUAAUUGAAUACAAAUGUUGUUGUUAAAGAGAUUCUCUAACAAACAUUUUAGGGUUUUGAGACAACUUCAAACCCAAAAUUUAAAAUUUUAAAACUAAAUUAGAUACUUAAAAUACACAAACUUAAAAGUUGAGGACAGGAACUAAAUGUAAUUUAACCUAAAUUAAGAAAAUAAAAAAUGAUGGAAGUAUUUUGAAUUGGUGCUUGCUCAUGUAAAGAAAGAGUAAAAUAGUAUCAACACCCACUAAGAAAUCAGUGUAGAGUGUGAGGAAGAAGAGGCCAACUCAGAUGUUUAAAUGCCUUAACGUUGUUACAACACAAACCUCACUCCUUUUCACUACUUGCUAUAUAUGUCAAUCCAAAUCCAACACCAAAACAUAAAGAUAAUAUCAUAGCAUUCAAACCAAAAAAUAUUCCCUCAAAUUCUCCAUAUCCCCAUCUUCCUCAAAACACAACUCUCUUUCCUCUCAUGGACUCCUCCACCCCAAUCGCCCCCGUCGCCAGCAACAAGAAGCAAACAAAGGGACGACAAAAGAUUGAAAUGAAGAAGAUCGUAAACGAAGACGAUCGGUUAAUUACAUUUUCCAAACGAAGGUCAGGCAUAUACAAGAAGGCAAGCGAAUUAGCUACCUUAUGUGGGGCUGAAGUCGGAGUCGUCGUGUUUUCGCCGGCAGGAAAACCGUUCUCGUUUGCACAUCCAUGCAUCGAAACCAUCGCAAACAAAUUUCUGAAUGACAAGAACAAAAACAAGGGAAACAAGGAUGAUAACAAUAACAACGACGACAGUAGCAGCAGCAGCAACAACAAUAGCAACAACAAGAUCAGCAUCAACAACAACGCGGCGCACCCACUCGUAGAGGCUCACCGACGAGUGAGAAUCAACGAGUUGAACCAGCAACACAACCAACUUCUAAGCCAACUAGAUGCAGAGAAAGAGAAAGGAAAAGCACUUGAGAAGCUCAAAAAGGUAAGAGGAAAUGGGAGAGGUUGGUGGGAAACUCCGACAGAAGAAUUGGGAAUAGAUGAAUUGCAGGAAGUGGAUGCAUCAUUUGGAGAAAUAUAUUCAAAUGUGUGUCAUCAAUUGAAACAAAGAGGAGUUAUUGGAUGUUGUUCUUAUAAUAAUUAUAACAACAAUAUUACUAAUUCCCCUAUGGGAUUUACAACUAAUGAUCAAUUAGGGGAAGAAACAAUUCCUUUUAACAUUUUGGCCGGAAACGUUCCUCCUCCUCUUUUUCCUCCUCCUCCUCCUCCUUAUCUUCCUCCUCAUCCUCACUUCGAUUAUGGAGAACAACAACAACAACAACACCAUCCUCAUCCUCAUCCUCAUCCUCAUCCUCAUCCUCAUCCAUGAAGUGAAAACGGGGAAGAAUCUCACCAUCAAAUUUGUCGAAGUCUUCGUGUGUUUGGUUUUUAUUUCAUGUAAUAAUAAUAAUGUUGUGUUUUUCUUAAUUGUGUGUUUGUGUCUUUGAUGAAGUCCAGGGUUUCUUUUAGGAGUCUAAAAGUUGUUUACUUCUUUUGUGUGUUUGUGUGUUUGUGAGUGCUUUAGGGGGAGGGAGAGCUAGGGUUUGUGUUUUCAUGACACCCUUUUUUCUUCUCUUCCCAUUUGACUAAUAUGCACCAUAUGAAAUAUCUUUUUUUUGUUGUAA
Molecule: messenger RNA, 1800 nt
Organism: Cucumis melo (muskmelon)
Lineage: Eukaryota; Viridiplantae; Streptophyta; Magnoliopsida; Cucurbitales; Cucurbitaceae
Product: agamous-like MADS-box protein AGL61
Exons: 1
Coding region: 624-1505 (293 amino acids)
Biological process (GO): positive regulation of transcription by RNA polymerase II
Molecular function (GO): DNA-binding transcription factor activity, RNA polymerase II-specific; RNA polymerase II cis-regulatory region sequence-specific DNA binding; protein dimerization activity
Source: RefSeq, a predicted model, not a curated record